This is a messenger RNA of Trichosurus vulpecula (common brushtail), 2048 nucleotides long. RefSeq names its product WD repeat domain 73 (gene WDR73). The transcript is spliced from 8 exons. Lineage: Eukaryota; Metazoa; Chordata; Mammalia; Diprotodontia; Phalangeridae. Gene Ontology annotation, molecular function: protein binding. The coding region runs from base 52 to 1170 and encodes 372 amino acids. The record is from RefSeq and is a predicted model, not a curated record. Gene Ontology annotation, cellular component: cytosol; spindle pole. Gene Ontology annotation, biological process: cytoplasmic microtubule organization.
CGAUCGGCUUUCGCGUGUGCGGGCAGGAAGCUUCUGGAGGCUGCGGGGAGCAUGGAUGAGGCUGCAGAUUGGCUCGUGGACUCUCUACGCUUGUACCGAGAUCUCCAUGCAUUUGAGCUGCCGGGUCCCACCAGAGUCUUGGAGUGGACUGAUAACCAAGGAGUAUAUGUUGCGGGCUGUGAAAGUCAGAAAAGAAAUGAAGUACUGCACCUUCUUUUACCCCCCAAACUCUGUGCUGAAAACCAGGGCUUAUGCCCAGAAAGAGAUUUCAGGAUGACACACGGGGGAUUUUCAGACAAGCCUGUCUACAACCUGAAGCAUGUGCCAGAGACCAGGCUGCUGGUAACAAGUGGCCCACCCGGUGAUUCUCUACAGGUGUGGCAGGUUGCAGAAGACAGUGAUAUGAUUAAAGCUGUGAGUACCAUUGCUACUCAUGGGGCAAAAAGUAGCCUCUGUCCCAAGAUUGCAGUCCUUGGCUCUAAGGUUCCCAGAGUCCUUCAUGGGGCCAGGGUCAGUGAUCUGCACAUUACUGAGCUGGAGUCCCAGAACACUCUCUACGUGUCAGGUGGGAGUGAUAGUGAAGAUGAGAUAAGCAGUUUGCAAGUAUUGGAUGCAGAUACAUUUAUCUUCUGCUGUGCUUCGGGACAACUGGGGCUUGUGGACAUCCGCCAGAAGCUGGGUGAUACAAAGCGGGCUGCCUCAAAUCCUGGACCUAGUGGGGAGUGGUGGUGUGCUGCACUUCAAACCAGUGGGCAGAGGCCAGCCCCCACCAUUGCCAGUCUGUCCUCAACUGGGCAGCUUCAGCUCACAGACCUAAGGGACCUUGACCAUCCGGUGACAACAGUGCAGUGCCCAGUUUCUGCACCCAGCACAGACUGGGAUUUGCUGAGGGUAACCUGGGCUCCUUCUCUAGAUGGCUACUUAGCCAUUUCAGGUUUUGAUGGGACUGUCGAGAUCUAUGAUACCACGUCCUGGGAGAGAAAUGGGAGCUGUGUCGAACCAGUCUUCAUUCAUAAAGGACAUCUUUUCAUGGAUGGGACUGAGAAGGAUGUGCUUCCACUGGUCACCACACAUUCCUGGCACCCCAGUAAACCAAGGACGUUGUUGUCUGCAGCAGUUGAUGCAUCUUUGCAUGUGUGGGAUUGGAUGGAUCCUUGCAAUGCCCGUUGAUCCCAGUUAAAGGAAGGAAGAGGCCCAGACGUUCCCAUGUUACUAGUCUGAGCUCACUUCCUGUGUUGUAAAGAUUGAAAGGGAAGGGCUGUAAAUCUCAUCUCUGCAUGUAAGGAGCAAGGAUUUUAAUAUCCUGUUUGGCAGUUAUGAGGGAAUUGGUUUAUUUUCUUGAAAUUAAGAUGACAGUGGUAUACGUGGCACUGCCAGGAAGGUAAAGGCUCAAAACCCAUCUGUCUAUCCCUGUCCUUUGACCUAACCAAGAACAGUAGCAUGCCUUGGGAAAUAUACAGUAAUUGAAUGUAAAUCCUUGUACAUCAAAGGUCUGUGGUAGGAGAAUUAUAAUAUGUUAGUGGAUCUGGAAAAGUAGUGGUCUCAUCCAGCUGUCAGGUGCCACCGUUUCUCCCCCCUCCCCUGGUAGGUACUACCCUACAAUACCCUCUCUUCACCAUAUGCCCCUUCUAUGGCUUGCCAGGAUUCCCCUGCCUAGGUCAGGCAGGUACUUACCAUUUUACCCAUCUGGUAUUUGCUUGGAUGGUGCUUUCAGUAAUAAGCUGCUCGUCACAUGACUUUUGUUACUUUGAAAGCUCUGUGGUUUCAUUGGUAUGGGUACUCCUGCCACUGAUCAUAUCUCUCUUGGCCUUUUAUUCUUUGUAAUUCUUGACCAUAUUUUCCUUAGUGUGUCCCACAGAGGAUCUAACAUCUUGAAGGCCUUCCGUUUUAUAUUGCCAUUUAUAUAUGCCAUUUGGCACUGUUCAACUCUUUUCUUGAUUUUCGCUAUGUGAUCAGCCCACCUCCAGUUAUACUUGCUCUUGAUCAUAACUCGCAUGAUGUGUUUUGUAUACAAAUUAUUGUUAGUAAGUAACUGAAGCUUAUUUCUA